UGCGCUGGGCCGUCAGCGCAGAUGAACAGGAAGCCCCAUACGUUGGUGUAUGGCGGUAAGUAGCACCUGAUAUCGAUUCAGGCAGCCUUUAAGUGUAACAGGGCAAACACAUAACGCAAAAACCAGGCAAGGUUGUUUGAAAACUUUUUUAAAACGUAAAUCGCUAUCGCCAUCGUCAGUUCCAUCGCUAGAACACGCAGACUCGGUACGUUUUUUUUGUCCGAACGCGAGUGCAAUCGGCCCAAUCCAAGUGCUGUACGCAAAUUGUUCACUGUGAAACUGUCGUUGGGUUACCGAACAAUGCGCUAGAUUUCUGUCAACUAAUUAAUUGGGACAUUUUCCAACAAUUUAUCAUUGCAACCUGAGUGAUGGACAUAGGUGACAAGCGAGUAGAUAUUGACGCUCUAUUGCGUUUGUUCACGUGCCCAGGCUGCGGGAAUCCUGCCAACAAGCCGCCGCUAUUCCAGUGCGUCAAAGGUCACGUAGCCUGUUCCAGCUGUUCCGUCAAUUGUCGAGGCUCCUGCCCAACCUGUCGCCAGCGAAUGACCACUGAACGAAAUUUCUGGAUGGAAGAGGCUUCUACUUGCAUUACAUUUCCUCUUCGAACAGCAGCAGCUGAUAGAAAUGGCAUGAAACACUGAAACAUUGGCCAUCUCAACUCGAACGACUCCCUUUUUUUUUCAUCAGCGUUGUAGCCUACGCCAACUAUUUCCAUAUUUUCGACGUCGACCAUACCCAGUGCAGUC
Messenger RNA from Daphnia carinata, 746 nucleotides. RefSeq names its product E3 ubiquitin-protein ligase sina-like. Gene Ontology annotation, cellular component: cytoplasm. The record is from RefSeq and is a predicted model, not a curated record. NCBI's taxonomy places the organism in Eukaryota, Metazoa, Arthropoda, Branchiopoda, Diplostraca, Daphniidae. Gene Ontology annotation, biological process: multicellular organism development; proteasome-mediated ubiquitin-dependent protein catabolic process. Bases 369 to 641 code for a protein of 90 amino acids. Gene Ontology annotation, molecular function: ubiquitin conjugating enzyme binding; ubiquitin protein ligase activity. The transcript is spliced from 3 exons.